Molecule: messenger RNA, 3027 nt
Organism: Ictalurus furcatus (blue catfish)
Lineage: Eukaryota; Metazoa; Chordata; Actinopteri; Siluriformes; Ictaluridae
Gene: shc3
Product: SHC (Src homology 2 domain containing) transforming protein 3
Exons: 12
Coding region: 1-1920 (639 amino acids)
Biological process (GO): cell surface receptor protein tyrosine kinase signaling pathway; intracellular signal transduction
Cellular component (GO): plasma membrane
Molecular function (GO): receptor tyrosine kinase binding
Source: RefSeq, a predicted model, not a curated record
AUGCUGCAGCGCGCCAAGUACAACCGCUUCCGCAAUGAGUCGGUGACAUCUGUCGACGAGCUGCUGCUCCACGGCCUUCCCAUGAACGCCAAGGUGCCUGCUGGCGCCCCGGUGCCUGCUCCGGAGCCGCCGUACGCACCCGCUGCCGAGGCCCCGCCCCCUGAAACGGCCGAGGACUCGGGCACUGCCCUGUGCACCCUCAUCAACAAGGUGUCCAGUCUUAAAUUCACCAACCCCUCCGGCCUGCUGGGCAUCAAAGGCCUGCCAUCGGCCGUCAAGGACCUGGCUGUGUCCAAACUUCAGGGAGGAGGGGGAGCAGGAGGAGGGUCCUCGGGUAGCCCGGCAUCUUCCUCCAGCCUCUCGGCGGCCACUGGGGGCAUCUCGUGCGCUUCUGCCACCUCUGGCCACCACGAGCCAGGCUCCAUGAGCACCGGGAAGAAGGGAAGGAUGGAGGAGGCGCAGCCUGGCGCAGAGGACUGGCAUGCAGGUGGUGUGGGUGGCACUGGUGGAGAAUGCGCAGGCCUGGUGAAUAAACCCUCAAGAGGAUGGCUGCACUCCAGCGACAAGAUCGCCGGACCUGGAGUGACGUACGUUGUAAAGUAUCUGGGCUGUAUAGAAGUGCUUCGGUCCAUGAGAUCCCUCGACUUCACCACAAGAUCCCAAAUAACAAGGGAGGCCAUCAGUUUGGUGUGUGAGGCAGUACCUGGCACCAAAGGAGCACUGCGCAAGAAAAAGCCCCCCUCCAAAGCUCUUUCUAAUAUUUUGGGGAAAAGUAACCUGCAGUUUGCUGGUAUGAGUAUCAACCUGAACAUCUCGAUCAGCAGCUUAAACCUAAUGACCCCCGACUCCAAACAGAUAAUAGCCAAUCACCAUAUGCAGUCGAUAUCCUUCGCCUCCGGUGGAGAUCCGGACACGACCGAUUUUGUUGCUUACGUAGCAAAAGAUCCAGUUAACCGCAGAGCAUGUCAUAUUCUGGAAUGUUCUGAUGGUCUGGCCCAGGAUGUGAUCAGUACGAUAGGGCAGGCGUUUGACCUGCGCUUCCAGCAGUACCUUCAGUGUCCGUCCAGCAAGCUGUCAGCUAUACACGAUAGGGUACUGAGUGUAGAGGAGCCUUCAUGGACCGAGGAAGGAGAGGAACCUCCUGAUCACUCGUAUUAUAACAACAUCCCUGGCAAGAUGCCUCCUCCUGGUGGUUUCAUCGAUGCACGGUUAACCAAUCAGACAGCAGAGAGCAGCCAGGGGGCUGGAGUAGACCAGACGUACUAUCAAGGCAGGCCUAUACUUGUCCAACAAGGAUCUUGUGACAUAUACAGUUUACCCGAGGUCAAAGGUCAGAGCCCUAAGUUGGGCGAGGUUCCUACAUACGUGAACACACAGCACAUCGAUCCACAGGUGCUGGCGGCGCUGCAGGGGGAAACUGAGGCAGCGUGUGAACCGUGUGGGGGCGCCACAGCCAAAGACAGCCCCAGGAAAGACCUCUUCGACAUGAAGCCGUUUGAAGAAGCGAUCGUGACCCGGUCCCCGUCAUCGUCAGUGUCCAUGUUGAAUAAGGCGUCGUCGGUGGAUAACUGCAGCCCGGUGCUGACACGCUCGGCCCUGCGCUCCCUCCCCGAGCUCGAGCAGCAGAGCUGGUACCACGGAGAGAUGAGCCGCCACAACGCCGAGAAACUCCUGCGCAAUGAUGGAGACUUCCUGGUGCGCAAAAGCACUACCAACCCGGGCUCGUACGUGCUGACGGGCAUGCACAACGGCCUCGCCAAACAUCUGCUCCUUGUCGAUCCAGAGGGCACGGUACGAACUAAAGAUCACAUAUUCGAAAGCAUCAGCCACCUGAUCGGCCAUCACCGCGACAACAACCUGCCUAUCGUCUCGGCGGGAAGCGAACUGUGCCUGAAGCAGCCCGUCGAAAGAAAACAGUGACGACGUCCCUGCGUAAAAAAAGUAAAUAAAUAGCCAACAAACCGCACAGGGGGGAAACGGGGAUCGACCCUGAAACCUGAUACUUGAAGACGAACACGAAUAACGGGCGCACGAAGACGACGGUCGACGUAGUCGGUUUUGCAGCGACGCCCGCGUCCGAUCGCUUUCGGACCACGUGAAAGAGAUCCGCGCGUAUCAAGACCACGCCCGAUUUAUAGAACUGUUCUAAUUAUUUUGUUGUGAUGACUGAAAUUCUAUAUUUUUUGAGAAGACAUGGGUAUCAUUUGGGCUUAUCGGUGUUUUAAACUCAAAAGGCAGAAUAUUUGGAAGACUGCGAACUCUACGGGAGAUGAGAUUUAAAAAAAAAAAAGAAAGAAAAGAAAGUAUUUUAGAAUAAGCGAAAAAAAGUUUUAGUUUUAUCUAUCAAGCACAACCGGAUUUACACGUUCGUCGGUAAGAGUUAGACGAGAUACAAAUAUUUGAGGAAAAAAAAACAAAGUUGUUUAUAUCGAACUAUUUUAGAAAUCGUUCUUUAACUCGCAGCUAGUGCCAGUGGCAGGUCGUUUGAUCCCAUCAAAUCAAUGAUGGGUCUGCUUUUAUGGAGGAAAAUAUCAGUGUAUUCGCUUAAACCGUAGACACACACUUGCACACACAUGCACACACACGCACACACAUGCACACACACACACACGCGCACGCGCACACACACACACACACACACACACACACAUACACACACACACACACACACACACACAGCUUUAAAGUACUGACACUUUUCUAUGGUGUUGAAUCCUGUGGCAGCGCACUCGCAUGACUUGGAAAACAAAAAAAGAAAAAAAAGAAAAAAGUUAAUUGUUCUCGUGGUCAUCGUUUGUAGCCCUCAAAGCCCACUGACAGGUGCUUGUGUAUGCUGACGAUGUACAAUAUUUAUGCUUUUAUUCCGAAUAUUAAUGAUUGAAUUUGGUUCCUUCUUUAAACUUGUAAAAAAAAAGGUGUGUAGUUCAUUAUGUUCAGGACUUCUUUUAUACCAUGGAUGUUUCUAUGAUUUUACAGCUUUUCAUUUUACGGCUUAAUUGUGGGCUUUAAACACACACACAUACACAC